Molecule: messenger RNA, 294 nt
Organism: Sphaeroforma arctica JP610
Lineage: Eukaryota; Ichthyosporea; Ichthyophonida
Exons: 1
Coding region: 1-294 (97 amino acids)
Source: RefSeq, a predicted model, not a curated record
AUGUAUAAGGAGAAGGCCGACAAAGACUCUUCGAAUAAGUGUCCAGACAUGUGGGCCAUAGGCAGUGGUUGCUUGAGAUUACAUCUCACUUGGGAUUUACAGUCAAAACUUCCGUCCAUUAAGAAAUGCGGCACAGAGUCCUUUCAAGCUGUCAUUUCGGACACUCGCGCGACCGGUAUUGACAUGGGACAAACAUCAUCUCGCACUGCAGAGUGGAUUGCCGAGGAAACACCUCGUAUUCGCUUAGACCAACCACGUCCAGCGAAAGCUGCGCAGACCCCCACAAGGCAAUGA